AUGGACCGAUUUUGUUGCCGGCUGCUCUCAACGUCACCAGCUGGUACGAUCGUUGAUACAUCCUUUGGUCCAGCUGCUAGUGGGCCUUGUCAAGUUAACUCCUGGAGAACGUUGGCUCCCUCUUCGGUUUCAUUGUAUUGCCAUGCUGCAUAUUCUUGCCGGCGUGCCAGCAUUGCCUCCCGAUUCAGAUCAGUCCUCCGAUCCUACUGCGGCUGCUGCUGCUGCUGCUCAGCUGUUCCACUAACUGGAGCCGCUUUGUCUCCUGCUCACCGACUGCUCGUUCCAAGUCUACCGUUACUACUGGAUGUGUUCAAAAUGGUGAAUUUCAAUCGCCGGGCGCCUACACCUUCCAGAACUCCUUUCGAUCUACGUCUGUUACUCCACUUCUCUCCCAGUCAGCGCAAAGAGACCGCAUGUUUGGAUGCUAUCGUUAGCUGGUUAUUCGAUUUGCUUGCCGAAGCAGCAGCGAUUCAUGCAAAUUCGAUCGCUUUUCCGGAGUUUGUUCACCCGCUUAUUCAUGAACUGAAAUUGUUCUGCCACACAUGUCGAGUUUCCUCUUUCACGAGGCAAAUGAAGGCACUCCAAACCAAGCUUCGCGAGCAUGCCGAAUGGAUCGCCAUCCGCCGUCGUCGUCUACGAAACCUCGCUAAUCCGGAGGAAAUAAUUCAACUGGAAACCAGUUUCUCAUCACUUAACGACCCCGCAUUAAUAUCACCAUUUUAUGCGUUCUACAUCACCCACAAGAGGGUUCGAUCGAACGAACUUGCUCAACUCACGGCAAGUCACCAGAAGGAUGCAAUUCCAGACGAAUCUGUUGCUGGAAAACUUAAACCCUUGAAGGGAUUGGAUGAUAUCGAUUCCACCGAGUCGGACAGUGAUGCAUCUUACGAUGUAGACGAUGGGACGACCGUGACCCACGUGUCGAAGAAAUCAAACAACGCAGACCCCAGUGCACUUCCAGACCACACAAGCGAUGAGAGUGACUUCGAUUUAAAGGCCGCACUUGAAGAGGAAGAUUAUGAGGCUGACGACGAUCUGGUCGCGUCUGAAUCGGCACCGGAUGAAGUGACUGAGUUCGAGCUGAGCGACAGUGCCCAGGAGGAAAGCGACUCCGAUUCUCCCCAGGGCGUAUCGUCUUCCGCAACAUCUGUUCAUGAAAAGCACAAGAGGAAGAAAUUAAACGGAGCACAUGUGAUAAGACAUCCGGCAAAACGCGCCAAAUCACAUGUCAAUGUUAAAAAACGGAAGGGCAUUAAGGUUUUCAGGUCCUCAUGGUUGUAUGGCAGCGAAGCAUCAGUUCAAAUGGCUGAUGUACUGCUGUUGAUGAUGAUGAUGAUGACAGAAGCUUGUUGUUAG
Dicrocoelium dendriticum is the source of this 1356-nucleotide messenger RNA. The record is from the annotation of a GenBank genome assembly. Lineage: Eukaryota; Metazoa; Platyhelminthes; Trematoda; Plagiorchiida; Dicrocoeliidae.